CGCUGGCGGCGGGCUCGGCGGCUCGCGCGGCUGAGCGCCGACGAGGCUUCGGUCGAGAUCCUCAACGAGAUGUAUCAGCUCGAGAUGCCCUUCAUCAUCACCAAGGCUGCCGAGUUCGCGCUGUUCCGCACGUUUGGCGUGCCGACGAUUUCCAAGCUGCUCGACUCCACCAAGGGCUUCGAGCCCGACAACGUCCUGUCUCGCUACGAGGACACGACGCUGCUCAUCCAGCACUUCGCCUACUUCGACGUGCGCAGCAACCAGCACGCCGCCGCCGCGCUGGCCCGCUUCAACCAGAUCCACGGUUUCUACGCCGACCGCAUCUCGAACGACGACAUGCUGUACACCCUCUCUCAGUUCAUGCUCGAGCCGGCGCGCUUCUGCGCGCGCUUCGGCUGGCGCGCCUUCACGCCGCACGAGCGGGAAGCCUGCUUCAACUACUGGCGAGUGCUCGGCGAGCGGAUGGGCAUCCGGCAGAUCCCGACGACGGUCGACGAGCUGGAUGCAUGGAACCGAGCGUACGAGGCGCGGGCGAUGCGGUACAGCGUUACCAACCAGCGCGUCGCCGAGGGGUCGGUGCUGCUCUUCAUCAAGCCCUACCCACGCUGCGUCCAGCCGCUCCUCCGGCGAGUCAUCUACGCGCUGCUCGACGACCGCCUCACCGACGCAAUCGGCGCGCCUCGCCAGCCGGCUUGGCUCAAGGGCCUCGUGCGCGGGCUGCUCCGCGCGCGCGCGGCGCUCGUCCGCCGCCUCUUGCUGCCGCGC
Molecule: messenger RNA, 765 nt
Organism: Emiliania huxleyi CCMP1516
Lineage: Eukaryota; Haptophyta; Isochrysidales; Noelaerhabdaceae
Exons: 1
Molecular function (GO): oxidoreductase activity
Source: RefSeq, a predicted model, not a curated record